Messenger RNA from Striga hermonthica, 537 nucleotides. The record is from the annotation of a GenBank genome assembly. NCBI's taxonomy places the organism in Eukaryota, Viridiplantae, Streptophyta, Magnoliopsida, Lamiales, Orobanchaceae.
AAACUUGCGGGCCUUCUUGGCAUCGGUGUUCACUGCGUCGCCCGCAAAAAGGCACAUGCGGGUGAAAGUGCGGAUAUACUCAUCCGCUGUGGAGCUGCCCUGCUGCAAGUGGUAGAACUCAUGCUCCAUCCUAUCCCAAAAGCUCUGGGGAAGGAACUUGCCACGCACCAUCAUCUUCAUUUGCUCCCAAGUGAGUGCAUGAAGCUCUGCCUCUGGCCUCCGAGCCCAGUGGUCAAUCCACCAGUCGGAAGCAUUCUCCUUCAUCUGGUAAGCUGCGAGGGAUACCCGCUGAUGGUCAGGGAGGGGAAGUACAGUGAAAAUCUUAUCCAGUUCUUUGAUCCACUCCAGCACCGCUGUGAUGUUCUCAGUCCCCGCAAAGGUUGGUGCAUUCAUCCUCUGAAACUGGACUAUAAGCUGAGUAAGGUCCAUGGCCGGAGGGGCCUGGUGAUGAUGACGAGGCGGGGAAGGAGAUGGGGAUGGCUGACGGUUACGGUUUUUGCGGGUAUUCAUAACUCUACAUUGAAUAGGCCGAACACG